UAGACGUGAUUCAAUUGAAAUCUUGGCAAAAUAUAUAAAUAUAUACAUAUGGAUAUAUCCAAUUCAAAUCUAUCUCGAAUAUCGAUCAUAUAUUAUUUGAGGCCAUAUAUCUUCUUCUGUUCAUUCAGAGGUCGUGCUUGCGGAAGGAGAAUGGCGGAGAGCAGCCGGACCGACAUUGAGCUCCCUCUGGAUCUGCAGCGCGAGAUACUGGUGAGGCUCCCCGUGAAAUCCUUAUGCAGAUUCCGGUGCGUGUCAAAGCUGUGGCAUUCUAUUAUAGCCGAUCCUCGAUUUGUUGAAGCCCACGAUGCCUACUCCGAGUAUCGUCCGAAGCUGCUAAUCUUUCGGGCCCCUAACUGUGAAAUCCGCAAAGAUUUGACCUGGAGCGUCGAUGGCGCUAGUUCAAGCAAGGAGUUAUAUUAUUCCGUAGAUUAUCCACAACAAUCCAAUGGCCUGACUCAAACCCUGACCUAUGAUGUCAAUAUUUGCGACCAAGUGGACGUCUAUAUGUCUGAAACAGUGGGCAGGCUUUACUUCCUCGGCUUCCGUGAUUUUGUCAGAAUCCGGAAUCCUACUACUCGUGAGGUAUUCGAGCUUAAAACUAUGGACACUGAGGCUGGUCUGGAUGCCAAGUUGGUAGACAUCACCAACCAGUUUGGGUUCGAUCCGGUUGAGAAGAAGCACAAGGUCUUUAGCACAUGGAAGCUGGAACGCUCCACUGAGAAGAUAAUCGAGAGCCGUGUGUUCGUUCUCGGGGAGAGCGGCUGGAGGAGGCCACUAUAUGACUAUCCUCCUAAUCUAAGAGAAACGUAUGUCCAACGCGGUACUUGCAUCAACGGGGUCAUAUUCUCCACUGCAUAUACUGCCCAAGACGAACACUUGGUGGCACUUCAUGUCAGGUCGGAAAAAUUUCAAAUGAUUCCGCUCCCUAGAGGGGCUGUGGACACAGUUUUGAUCGAAUUAUCGAGGCAUGCUACCUUGGCUCAAGAUGAUGGCGUUGAUCUUCCUUGGAACGAAGUCACUCUGUGGGUAUUGGAGGACCUAGACAAUCAGGUUUGGAAGCAAAAAACAUGCGUGAUCCCAUGGCGGGAGGCUGAUCCUGAAUGGCAUAUCACUCUUCAUGGCGGCACGCCGACGGGUGAGUUGAUGCUCACACCAAUGGACUUCAGCGAGCCGUUUUUCUUGUUCUUAUACAAUGUGGAGAACAACGUCCUUAGGAGAAUCGAGCUUCAAGGCCCGCACAAUCGUUUAGGUGAACAGAACCAUCCAUAUACUACUUCCGCAGGCGCACAGGUCCGUUUUCAUGUGGAAAGUCUCCGGUCACCUCGAGGCCUAUCAGCUCCAUUUGAACAUCAGCAUGAAUCAGGAGGACCUAUAUGUGAUCGACAGUCGAGGGAUUCGAGAACCCGGCAGCAAAGAGGAACAAGAAAGAAAUCAGAUGCUAAAUGGCAGAUUUGGGGAGAAGGAAAUAAAUAAAGACGCAACCAUAAAACAGUAGCAUCCCCGCCCAGGCGGAUGACAUGUGUCCAAACUCUUUCUUUCGGCAAAAUUCUCGGCACAAUGAAUAGGAGGAAUAACAACUAGACCUAUAAUCUGCGCAUUGUGUUAGAAUAUUAUAUAUAUAUAUAUAUAUAUAUUUCAAAAAUUUAGUUAAUAUUUCGUCUGAGUUGGAGAAUAGGUUUAAUAACUCGAGUGUAUACUUGUUAUUGGUCGUUAGUGUAUAUUAUAUGUAUAUAUGUUUUUAUUAUAUAAGGUAC
Molecule: messenger RNA, 1754 nt
Organism: Punica granatum (pomegranate)
Lineage: Eukaryota; Viridiplantae; Streptophyta; Magnoliopsida; Myrtales; Lythraceae
Source: RefSeq, a predicted model, not a curated record